Molecule: messenger RNA, 718 nt
Organism: Cuscuta campestris
Lineage: Eukaryota; Viridiplantae; Streptophyta; Magnoliopsida; Solanales; Convolvulaceae
Source: the annotation of a GenBank genome assembly
CCGCAAAAUCAUUCGGCCCAUUUCUAAAUUAUAUGACCCAUUGUAAUCCGGACCAUUUACAACAACAGAAAACUGGUUCACCGCCUGUGGGAGAGAAGAGAUAGGGAGAGGACCGAAAAUGGCGUCGGCGAUGAUGAGAUCCACCUUACGAUCCGCCCUCCGCGGUGGUUCUGGACGUGGAGUUCCGUCUUCCAAGCGGAGUUUCGCCUCAUCUGCCCAUCACGACGAGGCUAAGGAGGCAUCCAAAUGGGAGAAAAUUACUUAUGCAGGAAUAGCUGCGUGCACUGUCCUCGCUGUUGCUAUUCUUUCCAAGGGUCACCCCCACUACGAAGAGCCUCCGGCAUACCCAUAUUUGCACAUCCGCAACAAGGAGUUUCCAUGGGGUCCAGACGGCCUUUUUGAGACUAAGCACCAUUGAUGAUGCGCCAAUCUUCUGCAACAAAUGAAUGGUUGGUCAGGUGGCUUCACAUGUCCGUUUCAUUUGCACCCAAAACAAGAUGUUGUUUUGUAUUGUGAAUUGUUUUGUAUCGAAUCUACUGCCAUACUCUCAUUUUAUUGAAAAUAAAUAUAUAUGGAACGACACUUAACUAGCUUGAAUUCGUUGGUGUUCGUAAUUAUUAUUACUCAUAUUAUACUACAGACAUGCAAUAUGUUUCAUAAAUUGCGACGACACAAUGCCUCUUUUUGGAUUGGCUCCCACUAAAUUGCCAAUGUUUGG